Messenger RNA from Dichotomopilus funicola, 1800 nucleotides. RefSeq lists its product as uncharacterized. The coding region runs from base 1 to 1800 and encodes 599 amino acids. The transcript has a single exon. NCBI's taxonomy places the organism in Eukaryota, Fungi, Ascomycota, Sordariomycetes, Sordariales, Chaetomiaceae. Gene Ontology annotation, cellular component: endoplasmic reticulum. The record is from RefSeq and is a predicted model, not a curated record. Gene Ontology annotation, biological process: GPI anchor biosynthetic process.
AUGCCACGCCUAACCGUGACGGCGCUCCUCCGCCACGCCCUGCGGUUCCUGGCCCCCUUGUCGAUUGCAUUGACCGUUUACCUUUACCUCUACCCGGUCUUUAACACCUGCGCCUUUCCGUUACCGCCCGCCCCGGAUUCCAACACCCACGCUGCCGACACCGGGAACGCAGCUUUUCUUGAGACUGCCAAAGUUCACUGGCAGUCGGCCGCGGGAACUACCGAGACCCCGACACGCUUUGUCCCCUCGCGAACCCCUGCGCCGUUUCGCCUCCUCACCCUCGGCGACCCCCAACUCGAAGGCGACACUUCCAUCCCUACCGACUACCUAGGCGUUUUCCCGCACGCGAAAAGCGUCUUCAAGCAUGUGACGUUCCAGUCCGAGCAGUUCUCCCUGCGGUACCGCAUCCGCCAGGUCUUCCACGACAUCAUUGAUAUCUUUUUCGAGGACAUUUUCGAUGCGCUCGAGUCGCUGCGCAAGCGUAUGGAUCACGUCGGCAACGACUUGUAUCUUGCCCAUAUCUAUCGGACCGUACACUGGUGGUCUCGUCCAACUCACGUCACCGUCCUAGGUGAUUUGUUGGGCAGCCAGUGGAUCGACGACGACGAGUUCUACCGCCGGGCCGCCCGUUUCUGGGACCGGGUGUUCCGCGGUGCGGAGCGCGUGCCAGACGAUGUGGCCGCGUACCCGGCGGACGAGUACGAUGUGGCCGGCAGUCUUGGAGGUGGCCACUUCAACGAGUCAAAAACAUGGACACGACGUCUGAUCAAUGUCGCCGGGAAUCAUGACAUUGGCUACGCGGGUGACAUAAACGAGGAGAGAUCCGAGAGAUUUGAGGCUGCAUUCGGCAAGCUCAAUUACGAGCUCCGCUUCGAACUGCCACUGAGCAACGCGCCCGUGGCGGGGACCACCUUCGACGCUGAUCCCAGCUCCAACCGCCUGGUCCCCGAACUCCGCAUCGUCGUGCUUAAUGACAUGAACCUUGACACUCCCGCCGCGUCCACGAAACUCCAGGAUGACACAUACUCUUUCAUCAACAAGGUCAUCAACACCGCCGCCGCUGUCGAGUUCAAGGGUCAAUUCACCGUCAUUCUCACCCACAUCCCCCUGUUCAAGCCUGAAGGUGUUUGCGUCGAUGAUCCGUUCUUCGACUUCCAUGAACACGACGGCAGCCUAAGGGAGCAAAACCAACUGAGCGACGCUGCUAGCAAGGGUUUCCUGGAGGGAAUUCUCGGCAUGUCAGGCAACGUGAACGCUGCUGGUCGCGGCCGUGGCCGGCCGGGGAUCAUUCUCAAUGGUCACGACCACGAGGGUUGCGAUACCUGGCAUUUCGUUAACCAGUCCGUUACCGAUGCCGAAGAGCGGGCGUGGGAGGUAAAGCGCUGGCGUCAGGCCACGGGCGCCGGUAUCAUCGGCCGCGACGAGCUUCCCGGCGUUCGGGAAGUUACUGUGCGGAGCAUGAUGGGCGGAUUUGGUGGCAACGCUGGGCUGUUGAGCAUCUGGUUCGACGAGGCCAGUUGGGAGUGGAAGACAGAAUACACGACUUGCCCACUCGGGACCCAGCACUUGUGGUGGCUCACACACAUCUUGGAUCUCGUUGUUGUUGUAGGCAUCGUGUUGUUAGUCAUUGUUACUGCGCUUUCCGCCAUUGGGGUGAAUAUUGAUGAAAAGGUGGAGAGGUCGGUGGCCCGGCUGUGCACGCGGCAAGCGCGGUCGCCCACGGACAGUGGGCCAGUGAAAGUUGGAAAGGUCGGCAAGGGCGGCGACCCAGGAGAAAAAACAGGGCCACCUGCAUAUUAG